Triticum urartu is the source of this 1804-nucleotide messenger RNA. The record is from RefSeq and is a predicted model, not a curated record. NCBI's taxonomy places the organism in Eukaryota, Viridiplantae, Streptophyta, Magnoliopsida, Poales, Poaceae.
AAAAUUACGAUUUUCUGGGUCUAGUGAAUAAAUGGAUAGAGCCUGGCUCCAAUUCUGGUAAAAUAAAAAGCAACGAGCUGAACUUCCUAAUUGGAAUGAUUCCCCGCUCUAAUUAGACGUUAAAAAUAGAUUAGUGCCGGAUGCGGGGAAAGGUUGGGUUUUCCUAUGAGUGGACCCUUUAUUUUUUCUUUUUUUUUUUAGAAAUCCUAAUUAUUCUUGAUUAUGGAUUGAAUAAGGGAUGUUAUGGAUUGAAUGUGUAAAAGAAGCAGUAUAUUGAUAAAGAGGCUGUAUUCCAAAGUCAAAAGAGCGAUUGGCCUGCAAAAAUAAAAAACUUGUUCUGUUCUUUUUUUUUAAUUAGAACAAACAUAAACUAAUUGGGUAGAAAAGGAGCAGAAAAAGAUCUGUGGAUUAGACUCCCUUUCUUUCCAGGGUUUGUAUUAAAAAUGCAACACCCUGUUCUGACCAUAUUGCACUAUGUAUCAUCAUUCGAUAAACCGAGAAAUGCUUCUUCUCUCUGAUUCAAGUAGAAAUACAAAUGGAAAAAUUCGAAGGGUAUUCAGAAAAACAUAAAUCUCGUCAACAAUACUUUGUCUACCCACUUCUCUUUCAGGAAUAUAUUUAUGCAUUUGCCCACCAUUAUGGAUUAAAUGGUUCUGAACCUGUGGAAAUAGUUGUUAGUUGUAAUAACAAGAAAUUUAGUUCACUACUUGUGAAACGUUUAAUUAUUCGAAUGUAUCAGCAGAAUUUUUUGGAUAACUCGGUUAAUCAUCCUAACCAAGAUCGAUUAUUGGAUUACAAAAAUUAUUUUUAUUCUGAGUUUUAUUCUCAGAUUCUAUCUGAAGGGUUUGCGAUCGUUGUGGAAAUCCCAUUCUCGCUACGGGAAUUUUUUUGUCUGAAAGAAAAAGAAAUACCAAAGUUUCAGAAUUUACGCUCUAUUCAUUCAAUAUUUCCCUUUUUAGAAGACAAAUUUUUGCAUUUGGAUUAUCUAUCACAUAUAGAAAUACCCUAUCCUAUCCAUUUGGAAAUCCUGGUUCAACUCCUUCAAUACCGUAUCCAAGAUGUUCCAUCUUUGCAUUUAUUGCGAUUCUUUCUCAACUAUUAUUCGAAUUGGAAUAGUUUUAUUACUUCAAUGAAAUCCAUUUUUUUUUUUCAAAAAGAAAAUAAAAGACUAUUUCAAUUCCUAUAUAACUCUUAUGUAUCAGAAUAUGAAUUUUUUUUGUUGUUUCUUCGUAAACAAUCUUCUUGCUUACCAUUAGCAUCUUCUGGAACUUUUCUGGAACGAAUCCACUUUUCUAGGAAGAUGGAACAUUUUGGGAUAAUGUACCCUGGUUUUCUCGGAAAACCCUAUGGUUCUUUAUGGAUCCUCUUAUGCAUUAUGUUUGAUAUCAAGGAAACGCAAUUUUUGCAUCAAAAGACACUUUUUUUGAUGAAGAAAUGGAAAUGCUACCUUAUCAAUUUCUGGUCUGCUCUUGUGGAUCUGAAAAAGGAGCCGUUGAGCGUCUCAAAGUUUAUUGAGGGUUUCAGGAUCAUGAAGAUUGAUAGGCAGGCUAAUAGGGUGUCGCAUGAGAUUGCAAAAUUUAGUGGUAUUACACUUCACAAACCAAUUAUUUUGUCUGCUCUUGUGGAUCUGAAAAAGGAGCCGUUGAGCGUCUCAAAGUUUAUUGAAGAUUUCAGGAUCAUGAAGAUUGAUAGGCAGGCUAAUAGGGUGCCGCAUGAGAUUGCAAAAUUUAGUGGUAUUACACUUCACAGACCAAUUAUUUUGGAAACUGACUGCUCUUUUGUUGCAUAUUUUCUGGCAACAUAA